UGGGGAGCCCGUCCUGCUGCGGAGUGUGAACCGCCCGCUGGAUGUGGCAGGCGGGGCAGACCGCGCGUUUUCCAUCUGUCUUACGAGCUACAGAGGUGUGAGCAGGUGUGACCGCUGCCACCGAGCUCAAGAGGGCAGAAACAAAAAUGAAGAGAAGCAUAUUUAUCUUGGGCUUUGCCGUCUUGUGUCAAGUCGCCUCCUGCGCUCAAGGGAAAUACGCCCAGAUGCUGUUUCAUGAUCUGCUGGAGAAUUACUCUAACGCCCUGAGGCCGGUGGAAGACACAGACAAAGCCCUGAAUGUUACCCUGCAGAUCACCCUUUCGCAAAUUAAAGACAUGGAUGAGAGGAAUCAGAUCCUGACAGCCUACCUGUGGAUCAGACAGACCUGGUACGAUGCCUACCUCAAGUGGGACAAGGAGGCCUACGAUGGCCUGGACGCAAUCCGAAUUCCCAGCAAUCUGGUCUGGAGACCCGACAUCGUGCUUUACAAUAAGGCCGACGACGACUUCUCAGGCCCCGUGGACACGAACGUGGUCCUGAGGUCCAACGGGGAGAUCACCUGGGACUCCCCCGCCAUCACCAAGAGCUCCUGCGUGGUGGACGUCUCCUACUUCCCCUUUGAUGACCAGCAGUGCAACCUGACCUUCGGCUCCUGGACCUACAACGGCAACCAGGUCGACAUCACCAUGGGCAUGGACAGCGGGGAUCUGUCCGACUUCGUGGAGAACGUGGAGUGGGAGUGCCACGGCAUGCCGGCCACCAGGAACGUCAUCAUGUACGGCUGCUGCUCCGACCCCUACCCCGACAUCACCUACACCCUGCUGCUCAAGAGGCGCUCCUCCUUCUACAUCUUCAACCUGCUCAUCCCCUGCGUCAUGAUCUCCUUCCUGGCCCCGCUGGGCUUCUACCUGCCCGCCGACUCGGGGGAGAAGGUGUCCCUGGGCGUCACUGUGCUCUUGGCCCUCACCGUCUUCCAGCUGAUGGUGGCCGAGAGUAUGCCGCCCUCGGAGAACGUGCCCCUGAUUGGCAAGUAUUACAUUGCGACCAUGACCAUGAUCACCGCCUCCACGGCCCUGACCAUUUUCAUCAUGAACAUCCACCACUGCGGGGCGGAGGCCAAGCCCGUGCCCAAGUGGGCGAAGGUGGUCAUCAUCGACUACAUGUCCAAGAUCUUCUUCGUCUACGAGGUGGGCGAGAACUGCACGACCCCGCAGGGGGAGAAGAGCCGGGACGUCCGGGUGCCGGCGGAGGAGCAGGCCGCCGCCGGGAAGGGCAGAAAGCCGCCGGGAAGAAAGACGCAGUCGGGCACCUCCAGGGGUUGCCAGAGCAAUUACGAGCGCUGCGCCGGGGAGGAGCCGAACGGCAACGUGAACGGGUGUCCGAAAGAGGACCUGGGCUGCCCGGGAAAGGCCCAGGCCCAGGCCCAGGCCCAGGCCCAGGCCUGCGCCUGUGGUCGCCACGGCACCGUCGUCAAGAACAUCGAGUACAUCGCCAACUGCUUCCGAGAGCAGAGGGCGACGUGCGCGAAGGGCGCCGAGUGGAAAAAAGUGGCGAAGGUCAUGGACAGGUUCUUCAUGUGGGUCUUCUUCAUCAUGGUCUUCCUCAUGAGCAUCCUCAUCAUCGGCAAGGCCACCUGACCCGCCCAGGUAGUCGUCGGCAGCCGGCACACGUCAACCAAGUCCGUUUUUUUUUUGGGGGGGGGGGACAACCCGCUUUUCGUUUGGAGCCAGGCCACGGGGAAACGAAGUGAGCAGCUGCUACUUUCAGCCGCAGACUUUGUCAUUUCGACUGGUUAAGGAAGCACCCUAACAAAGUUUACAGACCAGCUCCUAGCUGGUUUACUAUGUUUUUUUGGCAUCAUCACACCUCUUUUUGCUUUCUGGUGUUUUUCACAUGGUUUCACUUUUGAUUUUUUUACAGUACACUCCCCGUUUUCAUGCCCCAUUCAUGUAAGAGGGUUUACAUACAAACUUCCUGCCUAUUCUCUCAGAAAAGGAUAGGGCAAUUUGCUCUACUAGUUUCAGGGAACAGCCAUUGUCAUUUUCAGGAUCUUUUUACCAAAACACUACGGUUCCUAUUGAUAUGCCUAAAAAGUCUCUUGUUUUAAAGAUUCUGCUUUACGUUACCUCUCUCUGUGCUUACACUUAAUGCGUGGUUUAUUAAUGUGCUUACAGUAUUUCUUACUGCUGUUCUUAUGUAGGUACUGACAUACAGUAUAUCCAGUAUAGGCAAUAUGAUGCAAUUAAUUGGUUUUCUUACAGAAUUAAGUCUUUACAAAAUAAUUUGUAGUGGAAUGACUAUAAUUUGUGUUUUUUACAUUAUAACACUAUACUGAUGUACAUUUUAUGAAAAGUACUGUAUAUGCAGGACUGCAAUUAAGAAGGUUUCCAUUCCAGAUAUGCAUGGUAUAUUUGCAGGUGUCCAGAGAGUUUAUUAAGCUUCUGUUCUGUAUAAAGUUCUGUAUCUGCUUUGCCAUGAUGCUUUUCUAAUAUUUUCUUUGCUUUUACCAUGAAUAUACCACACGCUGAAAAGUUGCUUUAAAAGGCUAGACAGCAUUUACACAGCUUUAACUCUAUGCAGUGGAUUAAACCUUCCUGUGUCUGCAGUCCCCCUGUUAUUUGAGUUCAAGACAGUGGCAAUAAGCAGGCAUAUCUUGUUUAGCUGGGGAAACCAGAGCUUCUCUGCUACCGAGGUUGCUUGAAGGUCAGAGCUCACAAUAUUUUCUAUUCAAAAUGAUGCAGUGAAUUUUUCAUGAACAGCUUUGUUUCCACCAGGUGUAAGAUGUAAGUCAAUCUGCAUCUACUGGAAAUGCACAUAAAUAAUGCACUUAAUGAUAUCGACAGUAUGGUGUUUAACAAAAGCCAAUAAGUACUCAUUGCAUCCUUGGUAAGCCUUUUUAACUUAGUUGUUAUACAGGUUAAUAUCUUGCCAAAUAUCAGGACUUUGAGCAAUAAAUUCUGCCGUGA
Molecule: messenger RNA, 2966 nt
Organism: Lepisosteus oculatus (spotted gar)
Lineage: Eukaryota; Metazoa; Chordata; Actinopteri; Semionotiformes; Lepisosteidae
Gene: chrna9a
Product: cholinergic receptor, nicotinic, alpha 9a
Biological process (GO): monoatomic ion transmembrane transport; regulation of membrane potential; nervous system process
Cellular component (GO): neuron projection; plasma membrane; synapse
Molecular function (GO): transmembrane signaling receptor activity; acetylcholine-gated monoatomic cation-selective channel activity
Source: RefSeq, a predicted model, not a curated record